Molecule: messenger RNA, 1112 nt
Organism: Acanthoscelides obtectus
Lineage: Eukaryota; Metazoa; Arthropoda; Insecta; Coleoptera; Chrysomelidae
Source: the annotation of a GenBank genome assembly
GAACGUCCGGGCAGCUCCGGCCCAACAUCGGCCGAUAAAUCUGUUUUGGUGUACGCGUACUAUUAGAAUGUUCUGACUCAUAUUAACUUGGUUCUACUAACAGCGUUAUCAGCGAUUGUUUGCAUAUACCUGACGAAGUGUAAACCAAUCGAUCUGUAGUUAUUGCUUCACGAAACGCCGACUUGAUUGUACAAAAAUAAAAGAUCCAGCAGUUAUUGACGUUAUUUACCAUUUGUUUUGGGGGUUGAAUCUCCAUCAUAAACAAGGGGAUAGGGUGAGUUUUAGUGUGCAAUCGGUCGUUAGCUCAGCUAUUUUUAAAGUUACCAUGGCUACACAGCCGAUAGCCCUGGGUCCAGAUCCAGCAUCGUUGACCUGUCCACACUGUCAUGCCAGAGUGACAACGACUAUGAAAGCGGCUGCAAAUACUAAAACUCACAUAAUCGCUUUAAUUCUAUGCGUUUGUCUAUGCAUACCUUGCGUAUGUAUUCCAUAUUGCUGUGAUUCCUGCCAGACUUUACAACAUUACUGUCCAAACUGCCAGGCAUACUUGGGGUCGUAUGCUAACUGAAAGUGUAUUUUUUAUAUUUUUGGGUUUUUUGUUGUACUUUAUACUGGGCGAUUAAUGUUUAACCUUACUAGCAUGUUUGUACAUCAAAUAUUUAUAUAAAUACGUGUUGCUUUAUUGUAAACCUAUUCCCAAUUUUGUUAUCUCAACAAGGUACUUACGUUGUAUCGCCAUAUGUCUGCACAAAUUACCAUUCUAUUCUAAUAGAUUAGGAGCCAAGCCUAUAUGUUUGUAUUGCAUUAUUUGUCGCCAAAAUUGCGGAGAUUUAGUGCAUGUUUUUACUCAGUGGCCUGCCAAUGCUUACUAAAGUGUUAGCGUUGUAUCAACAUGAUAUUAGUACUUACCGAUCGAAAAAUCUCUCGUUGCAAAUUAUGUAAGAAGUACCAUCAUCUUGAAAUCGUCUAACACCUUAAUUCUGUAAAGACUAGCACUUUUUAAAAAAAAACACUAAGGGACAUAUCGUCAGUCGUUUCUACAGUUGUAGGACGCCUUUAGGCCCGUAUCGCCAGUCGUUCCUACAAUUGUAGGACGCCUUUAUGGCCCCCUU